Messenger RNA from Hevea brasiliensis (rubber tree), 1475 nucleotides. Its product is annotated as ubiquinol oxidase, mitochondrial. The transcript is spliced from 4 exons. The record is from RefSeq and is a predicted model, not a curated record. Gene Ontology annotation, cellular component: mitochondrion. Lineage: Eukaryota; Viridiplantae; Streptophyta; Magnoliopsida; Malpighiales; Euphorbiaceae. Gene Ontology annotation, biological process: alternative respiration. Gene Ontology annotation, molecular function: alternative oxidase activity. Bases 225 to 1274 code for a protein of 349 amino acids.
UAAGAUAUUUCUCAACAUCAUAAUAUCUCAGCCGCUACAGUUUUCUUGGAGCCCAAGCAGUAGGAACCCGCGAAACAGGUGAUGAAAAUCCUUUCCUUUCCGUAACCUCCUUUUCUAGCUGGUUUCCGUUCCUCAUAUAAGCUUCGAUGGAGACUCCUCUAAAACCCGCGUAGAGAAGGUCAAUCUUAGAAGAAGAAGAGAUAAACCCUAACGUGAAGAAGAAGAUGAACCACUUGGUGGUCAGGUCGGUGGUGCGAGGCUUCCUGGUCAAUGGAGCUCGUGGCGGCAGGUACUUUUCGACGGCAACGGCAGUAACGACGUCUGGUGUUUUGAAGCCGAUGGACGUUUGGACGGAGUUUAGGAGCCGAAAUGGCGCGUCGUUUGGUGUGUUUUACUGGAGGAGGAUGAUGAGCACAGCGGCGGAGACAGCGGUGGCUGAGAACGAGAAAACAGAGAAGUCGGUGGGGAAGCAGGCUGAGAAAGAAGUGGAAUCGGUGAAGGCGAGUGAUGGUGCGGUGGUGUCGAGUUACUGGGGGAUUUCGAGGCCUAAGAUCUUGAGAGAAGAUGGUACCGAGUGGCCAUGGAAUUGCUUCAUGCCAUGGGAGACUUACCAGUCGAACACAUCAAUUGAUCUGUCGAAGCAUCAUGUGCCAAAGACAUUUCUCGAUAAGGUUGCUUACAGGACAGUGAAACUGCUUCGAAUCCCAACGGAUAUAUUCUUUCAGAGACGGUAUGGGUGUCGUGCCAUGAUGUUGGAAACUGUGGCUGCUGUCCCUGGUAUGGUAGGAGGGAUGCUGCUGCACCUAAGUUCUCUUCGCAAGCUCCAGCAAAGUGGUGGUUGGAUUAAAGCCCUACUUGAGGAAGCUGAGAAUGAGCGGAUGCACCUGAUGACAAUGGUGGAGCUUGUGCAGCCUAGGUGGUAUGAGAGGUUACUGGUCCUUGCAGUGCAGGGAGUCUUCUUUAAUGCUUACUUUGUCCUUUAUCUUCUUUCUCCCAAAUUGGCUCAUAGAAUUACUGGGUAUUUGGAGGAAGAGGCUAUUCACUCAUAUACAGAGUAUUUAAAAGAUAUCAAAGACGGUAAAAUUGAAAAUGUUCCGGCUCCUGCUAUCGCAAUAGAUUACUGGAGGCUGCCAAAGGAUGCAACGUUGGAGGAUGUUAUAACAGUGAUCCGUGCUGACGAAGCUCAUCAUCGUGAUGUUAACCACUUUGCUUCUGAUAUUCAUUUUCAGGGCAAGGAAUUGAGGGAGGCACCUGCCCCACUUGGUUAUCACUGAGCGUAAGAGAACCAGUCCCACGUGAUCAUCCUUGAAUUUGUUUUGAAUAUGGACUUCUGACUUUAUAAAUUUGAGAUAAACUUAGAUAAUAUUUCCCUUGUAUAUGUUGAAUGCCACAAACUAUCUGAGUAUGGAUUAAUUUGCAAAAUUGUAUGUAGAUUUUGUGAGUAAUAAAAGAUGAGUGAUGCUUCCUGGUUAUAA